CAUGAGUAAACGACCCUGUAUGUUAUCAGGCCCAGGUGCCCACAUUAAUUUCCCACUUCUAGUACAAUUAUGUGGUUAUGUUUUAAUCAAAGCAAGAGGUCAUUCUGUGCCAAAAUGUUCAUUUUGUUAAUUCUGUGUAACUGGUGAAGGUUCAAACAAGAGGUAGAGAACCCAAAGUGAACCUGAGUGAAAACAGAUGAUGCUGAAAAACACUGAGCAAACAGUUUUAAUUAGUCAUUCAGCUGAUUUGUUUCUGCAGAAUAACUUGUUACAGGUCAAUAUUCUUUGGAAAGAGGAACGGAAAGUGCUGUGGAAGCAAGUAGCUGCAGUUAUGAUGGUCUAUCAGAAAACUAAUAGUUCUGAAGAAAUCAUGAAAAUGGACAUGGAAAAUGAACGGAAGACAUUUAGCAAAGGUCGUUCUUGUAGCAGAAAAACUGGCAUCUUUGUGCUUCUAGGAACAGUCUGCAUGAUUAUUUUCCUCAUCAUGACUUCUGUCAUCUUUUUUCAUCAACAAAGGACAUUCUCCGUGCUGGAGAGUUGGAUGAAUCUUCAUAGUUCCAAUCAAACUUCAGUCAAACCUCAAGAAAAGAAUAUUGAGACCUUGAUGACCAAUCUUGCCUCUUCAUUGAGUUCAAUCACAUCCAAACAAGCGGAAAACCAACAAAAGCUGGAGCGCCAGCAGGAUCUGUCACACACUGAAGUGAAGAGUUUGAUGAACAGUUUGAAUUCUGCUGUAUCUGCGCUGACAUCCAAACUGAAUGACACAGCGUCUCUGUCGAGCUCAAUGAGUGUCCUGAAGAGUUCAGUGUCAGAUUUCACUUCAUCUGUCGCAUCGCUUUCUUCUCAACUAUCAGUCCUGCGGCAGCAGGAUAUGAAGAGUUUGAAUGACAGCUUGAAUUCUGCAGUAUCAGUGUUGACAUCCAAACUGAAUGAUGCAGUUAAAACGCAGGACCAGAAACAGACUGAAACUGAACGAUCGCUGGACAGUUUGAAGUCCUCCAUACAGUCUGACCAACAGAGCAAACAACGGGACUUCGCGUCUCUGUCGAGCUCAAUGAGUGUCCUGAAGAGUUCAGUGUCAGAUCUCAGUUCAUCUGUCGCAUCGCUUUCUUCUCAACUAUCAGUCCUGCGGCAGCAGGAUAUGAAGAGUUUGACUGACAGCUUGAAUUCUGCAGUAUCAGUGUUGACAUCCAAACUGAAUGAUGCAGUUAAAACGCAGGACCAGAAACAGACUGAAACCGAGCGAUCGCUGGACAGUUUGAAGUCCUCCAUACUGUCUGACCAACAGAGCAAACAACGGGACUUCGCGUCUCUGUCGAGCUCAUUGAGUGUCCUGAAGAGUUCAGUGUCAGAUCUCAGUUCAUCUGUCGCUUCUCUGUCCUCUAAACAACAGAUCUCUGAGGAGAGAGUCAUGAACGCUCUGAAGGAUCUGAAAUCGAACAUGGAAAACAAAACAGCAGACGUCCCUGUAACCUGUAAAUCUGGCUGGAUAUCGCACAAAAGCAGCUGUUUCUUGUUCUCCAAUAAUGAACUCAGCUGGACUGGGGCACGAGAUAACUGCAAAUCACAGGGCGCGUCACUCCUCAAAAUAGAAGAGGACGAUGAGGAGUGGACAUUUCUAAACAAGCAUACAAUGCCCCUACCCUACUGGGUCGGUCUAACGGAUCAGAACACAGGCCAGUGGAGAUGGGCGGAUGACACUCCUUACACUAUGAACAUAGAACGCUGGAAUCCCGGGCAGCCGGAUGACUAUAAAGGACACAAUCUGGGAGUGGGAGAGGAAGGAGAGGAUUGUGGACAAUUUAUGUAUACUGGGAAACUAAAUGACAACCACUGCUCCACCAAAAUGAGAUUCAUUUGCAGAGUGUAAUUCUGAAUCUGAAAAGAGCGGUUGUUUAGCAUGAUGGAGUUCUGCUCGUUCCCUUUUCAUUUUUA
Messenger RNA from Pimephales promelas (fathead minnow), 1935 nucleotides. NCBI's taxonomy places the organism in Eukaryota, Metazoa, Chordata, Actinopteri, Cypriniformes, Leuciscidae. The record is from RefSeq and is a predicted model, not a curated record.